AGGGGGCUGAGGAGCCGCAGCGCCGGCCCCGCCCGGCCCGCCCCAUGGGCUCAGGAUGCCUGUCCGGAGGGGCCACGUCGCGCCGCAGAACACCUUCCUGGACACCAUCAUUCGCAAGUUUGAGGGCCAGAGCCGAAAGUUCAUCAUUGCUAAUGCUCGAGUGGAAAACUGUGCUGUCAUCUACUGCAAUGAUGGCUUCUGCGAGCUGUGUGGCUACUCCCGGGCAGAGGUGAUGCAGCGGCCCUGCACCUGUGACUUCCUGCAUGGCCCUAGAACCCAGCGCCGGGCUGCCGCCCAGAUUGCUCAGGCUCUGCUGGGGGCUGAGGAGCGCAAGGUGGAGAUUGCUUUCUACCGGAAGGAUGGCAGCUGCUUUCUGUGCUUGGUGGACGUAGUUCCCGUGAAGAACGAGGAUGGGGCUGUCAUCAUGUUCAUCCUCAACUUUGAAGUGGUGAUGGAGACAGAGUUGGCGGGGUCUCUGGCCCAUGACACGAACCACCGAGGCCCUCCCACCAGUUGGCUGGCCCCAGGCCGUGGCCGGACCUUCCGACUGAAGCUUCCAGCCCUUCUAGCCCUGACAGCCCGGGAACCGUCCCUGCGGCCUGGUGGCCCGAGGGCUCCUGGGGCAGUUGUGGUGGACGUGGACCUGACUCCGGCACCGCCCAGCAGUGAGUCUCUGGCCCUGGAUGAGGUGACCUCCUCCCUAGAUAACCAUGUGUCAGGCCCUCCCGGCCUGGCGGAGGAGCGCAGGGCCCUGGUGGGGCCUGGCUCCCCGAGCAGUGUACCUCUCACGCAUUCCUCCCCUCGGACGCGGAACCUCAACCCUGACGCCUCGGGCUCCAGCUGCAGCCUGGCUCGGACCCGCUCCCGCGAGAGCUGUGCCAGCGUCCGACGAGCGUCUUCCGCCGAUGACAUUGAGGCCAUGAGGGCCGGCACGAUGCCCCCGCCCCCCCGCCAUGCCAGCACUGGGGCCAUGCACCCCCUACGCAGCAGCCUCCUGAACUCCACCUCAGACUCGGACCUCGUCCGUUACCGCACCAUCAGCAAGAUUCCUCAGAUCACCCUGAACUUCGUGGAUCUGAAGGGUGACCCUUUUCUGGCCUCACCUGCCAGUGACCGUGAGAUCAUUGCCCCAAAGAUCAAGGAGAGGACCCACAACGUCACUGAGAAAGUCACCCAGGUCCUGUCCUUGGGUGCAGACGUGUUGCCUGAGUACAAGCUGCAGGCCCCCAGGAUUCACCGCUGGACCAUUUUGCACUAUAGUCCUUUCAAGGCUGUGUGGGACUGGCUUAUCCUCCUGCUGGUCAUCUACACCGCCGUCUUUACUCCGUACUCGGCAGCCUUCCUGCUGAGUGAGGAGACCCCACCAGCCCCUGAUUGUGGCUAUGCCUGUCAGCCCUUGGCGGUGGUGGACCUCAUCGUGGACAUCAUGUUCAUUGUGGACAUCCUCAUCAACUUCCGAACCACCUAUGUCAACGCCAAUGAGGAGGUGGUCAGCCACCCUGGCCGAAUCGCUGUCCACUACUUCAAGGGCUGGUUCCUCAUCGACAUGGUGGCAGCCAUCCCUUUUGACCUACUCAUCUUUGGCUCCGGCUCUGAGGAGCUGAUCGGGCUGCUGAAGACAGCACGGCUGCUGCGGCUGGUGAGGGUGGCAAGGAAGCUGGACCGCUACUCAGAGUAUGGGGCUGCCGUGCUCUUCCUGCUCAUGUGCACCUUCGCCCUCAUCGCGCACUGGCUGGCCUGCAUCUGGUACGCCAUCGGCAACAUGGAGCAGCCGUUCAUGGACUCCCGCAUCGGCUGGCUUCACAACCUGGGUGACCAGAUCGGCAAGCCCUACAAUGGCAGCGGCUCGGGGGGCCCCUCCAUCAAGGACAAGUAUGUCACUGCCCUCUACUUCACCUUCAGCAGCCUGACCAGUGUGGGCUUUGGCAAUGUCUCCCCCAACACCAAUUCCGAGAAGAUCUUCUCCAUAUGUGUCAUGCUCAUUGGCUCUCUGAUGUACGCCAGUAUCUUUGGCAAUGUAUCAGCCAUCAUACAACGACUGUACUCGGGCACUGCCCGAUACCACACCCAGAUGCUCCGAGUCCGUGAGUUCAUCCGCUUUCACCAGAUCCCCAACCCCCUGCGACAGCGCCUGGAGGAGUACUUCCAGCACGCGUGGUCCUACACCAAUGGCAUCGAUAUGAAUGCGGUGCUGAAGGGAUUUCCUGAGUGUCUCCAGGCUGAUAUCUGCUUGCACCUGAAUCGUUCCUUGCUACAACACUGCAAGCCUUUCCGAGGGGCCACCAAGGGCUGCCUGCGGGCACUGGCCAUGAAAUUCAAGACCACUCAUGCACCUCCCGGGGACACCCUCGUCCAUGCGGGGGACCUGCUGACAGCUCUCUACUUCAUUUCUCGAGGCUCCAUUGAGAUCUUACGUGGUGACGUUGUUGUGGCUAUCCUGGGGAAGAACGACAUCUUUGGCGAGCCUCUGAAUCUGUACGCACGGCCCGGCAAGUCCAAUGGGGAUGUCCGAGCUCUCACUUACUGUGACCUGCACAAGAUCCAGCGCGAUGACCUUCUGGAGGUACUGGACAUGUACCCCGAGUUCUCCGAUCACUUCUGGUCCAGCCUGGAGAUCACCUUCAACCUGCGUGACACCAAUAUGAUCCCUGGUUCCCCGGGCAGCACCGAGUUAGAUGGUGGCUUCAACCGGCUGCGCAGACGCAAGUUGUCCUUCCGCCGCCGAACGGACAAGGAUGCGGAGCAGUCAGGAGAAGGCUCAGUGGUGGGCGCGGGCCGAGAAGGUGCGGGCGCUGGCAGCCGGGCUCGGUCAGGGGGGCCGUGGGAUGAGAGCCCUUCCAGCGGCCCCUCCAGCCCAGAGAGCAGCGAGGAAGAGGAGACGCCAGGGCCUGGUUCCAGCCCCCUCCGCCUGGUGCCCUUCCCCAGCCCCCAGCCUCCCCGGGACCUGCUGGGGGGGGAGCCCAUGGCCGAAGAGGCCGAGAAGGGCAGCGACACCUGUAAUCCCUUGUCAGGUGCCUUCUCAGGGGUGUCCAACAUCUUCAGUUUCUGGGGGGACAGUCGGAGUCGCCAGUACCAGGAGCUGCCGAGAUGUCCGACCCCGACGCCUACUGCGGGGCUCCUCAACAUCCCCCUGGCCAGCCCCGGGCGCCGGCCCCGAGGCGACGUGGACAGCAGGCUGGAUGCGCUCCAGAGACAGCUCAACAGGCUGGAGACCCGCCUCAGCACGGACAUGGCUGCGGUGCUGCAGCUGCUGCAGAGACAGAUGACGCUGGUGCCCCCGGCCUACAGCACCGUGACUCCCCCCGCCCCCGCGCUCUCGUCCGACUCCCCCUUGUUGCCCGUCAGCCCCGUCCCCACUCUCACCCUCGACUCGCUCUCUCAGGUUUCCCAGUUCCUGGCGUGUGAGGAGCUCCCUCCAGGGGCUUCAGAGCUCCCCCACGACGGCCCUGCCCGACGCCUCUCCCUGCCCGGGCAGCUGGGGGCCCUGACCUCCCAGCCCCUGCACAGACACGGCUCAGACCCGGGCAGUUAGUAGGGCAGCUAGGCGGACAUGUGGCUCAGCCCAGGCCCCUGUGGCCCUGCACAACUCUGGGCCCUCUCCCCUAGACAGUCUUCACUCCCCUGGGGAGGAGACUGGGGAAUGGUCAGAAUGGGAGGAGUUGAGGGGAGCAACGGGGUCAUUUUCCUUUCCCUCAAAGCUUGGGAUAUUUUACUCCCACCAGGUCCCCCUUGCCCCACCUCCCCACCCUCACACCCCAGGGAGAGGGUUGGGGCCCCAGGGACCAGGCUGUGGUACCUCUUGGGGGCAUUGGACAGAGAGUCUCUGGUCCUCCCCACCCUCCUCCGGCUGCCCUGGGGGCAUUAGCUGGUCUAACUGCCCGGGAGGGAUAUGGCCCUGGGGCCUCAGGCACCUCAAGGACUCUACUGCUAUUUACUGCUCUUAUUGUUAAGGAUAAUAAUUAAGGAUCAUUAUGAAUCAUUAAUGAAGAUGCUGAUGAAUAUGAAUAAUAAAUAAUUAUCCUGAGGAGAAA
Molecule: messenger RNA, 4031 nt
Organism: Antechinus flavipes (yellow-footed antechinus)
Lineage: Eukaryota; Metazoa; Chordata; Mammalia; Dasyuromorphia; Dasyuridae
Gene: KCNH2
Product: potassium voltage-gated channel subfamily H member 2
Exons: 15
Coding region: 56-3532 (1158 amino acids)
Biological process (GO): regulation of heart rate by cardiac conduction; potassium ion transmembrane transport; membrane repolarization during action potential
Cellular component (GO): membrane
Molecular function (GO): inward rectifier potassium channel activity
Source: RefSeq, a predicted model, not a curated record